GAUAAGCAAAAUCUUGGCUCGGUGAUUCGUUUUUAACUGUUCACAAACGAACUUUCAACUUGCAAUCGAACCACAAAUUCAUAUAAAUAAGUAACAGUUUGAAAGCAGUGUGAUCUGCGCAACGCGGAACCGACAACCGGUUAUCAGAGCAUACCGCCAGUUAUCUCGCUCCCUCGCUCGCCGUCAAAACACGCGUGCGGAAGGAAAAGGAUAAAAAGUGGCGUAAAGAAAACAACCAACAAUCAUCUUGUACACACACCAAGACGCAUUCGGCUUAAACAACCAGCCACCGUCCUCCAUCGCGAUCUUGUCCUGGCAGCGCGUGAGAAGAAAAGCUUCCCUCAAAUAUGUCGUAGCAUCCCUUAAUGCUGCGCACAGCAAAAUUUUAUCCAAAAUAACCUCUUCCAACCGUGCAGUGCAGUGGACGAGCGUUUGUGUUGAGCCGUUCGAACUGUUGUCUAUUGACCGGCACUAGGAAUCAAGUGUAUAGUGUGCUGUACUACCGCACGGGGUCGUGAUUUUUAUUCCUUUCUGCAAGCAAAAGAAAUAUUAAAACAUCAUCAAACGAAGCGACAUGGCAAACAGUGAAGCAAUUCUGGACACACAGACGGCCACCCAGACCCAGAUGACGCAAGAUACGGCGCUGGAAAGUCAACCGAUCGAGCAUCCUAGCUAUGGCCAGCUGCUGGGCAAGCAUGUGAAAAUGAAAAGCCUCGGUACUAAAAUUCCCACCUUCUACGUUUCUCGUGCUCCGUCUAUUAUCUACGACCUGCGCCACAGUGAGUUUAAGGUGGGACGAGAAGGCACAUGCCAUCUGAUCUUGGAUGAAGACAACCUUCCGCCCUCCAAGUUGUGCCGAAUUUCGAAGCAUCACUUCACGAUCAAGAAGGAUCUGAACGACACAACCAGCCCUACCUACAUACAUGACCAUUCCCGAAACGGAACGUACGUAAACGGGCGACUGAUUGGGCCGAACAAAUGCAUGAUCCUGAAGCACAACGAUAUCAUCUCGAUCGCGGGCGUCAGCAUACGGGCUUUCGUGUACUACGACCUGCGGUACAGCAUGCAGUCGGACAUUAAGGCGAAGGAGCUGCUGGAUCGAUAUCACGUCGGCCGCAAGCUGGGCUCGGGUGCGUGCGGAACGGUCUAUCUGCUGCACGAUACUGUCUCCUGCCAACCGUACGCCAUGAAGCACGUGGCGAAGGAUCCGCUGAACGAGCGGAGCCGUCCAAAGUUCCUGAACGAUCCACUGCGGGUGAUGAACGAAGUUAACAUUAUGAAAAAUCUCGACCACCCCUGCGUGAUCAAAAUGCACGACAUCGUCGACAAACCUGACUCGGUGUACAUGGUGCUAGAGUACAUGAAGGGUGGCGAUCUGCUGUCGCGCAUUAUUAGCAAAGGUUUUCUGCCAGAAAAGACGGCCAAGCUGUUCUUUCUCCAGAUGUGCCACGCCGUAAAGUACCUGCACGAGCAAGGAAUCACCCAUCGCGACCUGAAACCGGACAACAUCCUGCUCGAGGAUCACAACGAGUACACGCUGCUCAAGGUGUCCGACUUUGGGCUGAGCAAAUUCGUGCGCAAAAACUCGGUCAUGCGCACCAUCUGCGGCACGCCACUGUACGUUGCGCCGGAAGUGCUUCAAACCGGUGGCCGCGGGUCCUACACCCGCAAGGUGGACAUCUGGAGCCUGGGCGUGGUGCUGUUCACGAUGCUAAGCGGAACCCUGCCCUUCUCGGACGAGUACGGUUCGCCGGCGGUGGAGCAGAUCAAGCGCGGCAACUUCAAGAUGCGCCACAGCGUCUGGAAGCAAGUAUCAUCGCUUGCGAAAAAGCUCAUCUACGACAUACUGAACGUCAAUCCCCACUCGCGGCCCUCGAUCGACACCCUGCUCCAGAGCAGCUGGUUGCGCGAUCCGGACAUCGUGGGCCGGGCAGAACAGCUGAUGAAGAUAUCGCUGCGGGUGGAGGAGCCGGCCCCCAAGCGUACCACUACCUCGGAUGUGGAGAACAACAACACCAGCCCGGUGAGCAGCUUUGCUCCACCGAGCAAGCGCAAGAGACGACUCUAGGCCGACACACGACCGGGCAGGUAGGAGUGGUGUGGGAAGGAUAGUUGUUUUCUUUCUUCUUUCUUCACUAUGUUUGUUAAGAUCCGUUACGAUCGCAUAACGGCUAGCUUUUCGAGGAUGCAAAAGCUGUGAGCUGUGUUAUGUGAGAUUUUCUUUUUUAUUAUUACCUGUUGUUAAACCGUGUGCAACGUCGUCGUCUCUCUGUCGAAGUAUUAAGAAGCAACCAGCAGGCAGGGCUCUGUGUAUGUGCUGUCUGUGCGUGUUUACAGUGGAAUCCAUCAGUGGAUGUAAGUUGUUUUUAGACUUAUCGGAUCGAUUGAUUCGUGUCGAAUUCUUUUUUUUUUUUUUGUACGUUUUAUUUCAUCCCUUUACAUCGGUAUAAUUUUCAUACCUAUCAAAGCUCCCGUCCAGUUUAGUUUUUGCUUGAACAUUUAGCUCACCUUUUUAAAAAAUUAAGGGAGAACUAGAGACAACCACGUGAAUUCAUUUAAACUGCUUAUUCAACGAAGAAAAAGUACAGAAACAAUAGCUAGGGAUAUUAUGUUUAAUAUAAACUUUUGUACAUUUGUUAAAUAAGCAAAGGAUUUGUACACCAUUCCGAUGUCGCUGUGUUGUGAGAACGUUACGAUCAUUCCAUGAUCCACCCCUUGAAUGCAAACCGCACGCGUAAAUGUUUACACGACUAUACUCAGAUACUAAUGACCUGACAAUACAGCCAAAAUAUGUUAGUUUUUUAACAUUCAAAUGCAAACCCGUUCUCCAAAUACACUGUUUCUGUGUG
Anopheles arabiensis is the source of this 2849-nucleotide messenger RNA. It is a transcript of the gene lok, whose product is annotated as ovarian-specific serine/threonine-protein kinase Lok. The record is from RefSeq and is a predicted model, not a curated record. Gene Ontology annotation, biological process: mitotic DNA damage checkpoint signaling; protein phosphorylation. Lineage: Eukaryota; Metazoa; Arthropoda; Insecta; Diptera; Culicidae. Gene Ontology annotation, cellular component: nucleus; cytoplasm. Gene Ontology annotation, molecular function: ATP binding; protein binding; protein serine/threonine kinase activity. The transcript is spliced from 5 exons. The coding region runs from base 575 to 2068 and encodes 497 amino acids.